Molecule: messenger RNA, 3241 nt
Organism: Vitrella brassicaformis
Lineage: Eukaryota; Vitrellaceae
Source: the annotation of a GenBank genome assembly
UUUGGUAUACAGCACCCGUGUCUGGGUCUGCAAAAGUGAGCAUUGAUUGUGUUGUCUAUCUAUCUGGAAUGAAUGAGAACGAGCGAGUUCUAGACGAGGUGAGGGUUGCCCGGCUAGCUAAGCGUGACUUUUGUCUGUUGGAUUUGCCGUCAUCUAUUCUACCCAUCCACCACACGAACAGAGACACCGAUAAAACCUUGCUGCAUUUCACGAACCAUACCAUCGACAACGGCAGCGAGCCAGCGAGCCGUCCUAGUCUGCCUUGCUCGUCGCCUCAGCAGUGCUGGUCCGCGUGGCUGCAUCAGGCACCCCAUUCGUCGCACCCCGCCCCCGCUCACACCGCAUCACCCGCCGCACCCACAAUCGCAGCGCUGCAAUUUUGGACAUCUUUCCGGAUAACGCACUCCUGUCGCCUUCAUCCCUGUCCUUGGUCUCAUCGUCGGCUGACCGCGGCCUGUCAGUCAGCGGAGAGAGAGAGAGAGAGAGAGUUGGUUAGUUUGGACACGCACGUGUGUGUCUAUGCGUGUGUGGGUGUGGGUGUGCGCAGCUGACUUGAUGGCGGUCAUUCUGAAUACGGCGCCAAAGAAAAGUGUCAGCACGGUGGAUGACAGGGCGAUCACAUUGAACGGCAUACCUGCAGUGCACCACAACACAACACAACACACGUCGAUGUGUGUGUGUGUGUCUGGAUUGUCUUACUGAAGUCCGGCAGCGGCACCAUGAUGACCAUUCCCUCGGUGAAGUGGCCCAGCCACCGGUCGUCGGCCGACGAAGGCGGCCCACUCCUGUUGGCUGCCGGCAUGUCCAGGUCAUACAGAUCGACCGAUGCAGGCGGCCACGUGAAGUGACUCAACGGCUGCACACACAACACACAUGGCAUGGCAUGGCGGCUGAUGGGUUCGGGUGAGGGUCCACGAGUGUGAUGUGUGGGUGCGGUGGUACCUUCUGCAUGAAGAGUGCGCUUCCGACGUCCUGUCCCUUGUCGGGCGAGAAGCCGAAUUGCCCGAUGUGAAGAAAGCGCUUGCCCAGCUCAAAGCUGCACACACACGCACACACAAAUGACCAGGAAGCCGUGACGGAUGAGAGCGGAGGCUUUUAUGGACAUGCACCUGAUGGUGAGAAUGCUGCUGGCGGGCAGCGUCGUAUUGAACGAGAAAACGGAUGGCGCGCUCCUGCCGUCGGUGAAGCGCCAGUCUAUCCCCAGUGUGCUGAAGCUCUUGUCGGCCCCAUGAGACACACUCACCAUCUUCUACACACACACACACACACACACACAUUCACAGACACACACAGGGCCGUCCUCCCUCCCACAGCCACCUCACCUGUCCACGUUUGUCGAAGAUGUCCAGCUGCGAUGUGAGUGUGUGGACGAGUGGGUUGAGGUAGAAGGGCAAAGUGUCCUGGUACACCACAUGCUUGAUCGUCGACGGCGCGGAGUUGUGCAGGUGCACAACCAUCGACCCUACACACGCACACACGCACACACGCACACACACGAAUGACACUCUCAUGUCGGCUGGCUGGCUGGCUGCAUGCCGACUAUGUGACCUUGGAGCCUCUCAGGUCUCUUGGUCAGCAGGCUCCCUAUCUGCUGCCGAUCCACCCAGGCAUCCCGCCUCUCGUUCCCCAACCGAACUAUGGGCGCCGAUUGCAGAAGUGCCGCCGGCAAGCGAAACUCCUCUGCUCGCCAUGUGCCCAAAUGCGUCGCAUCUGACAGCCUGACACCAUUAAUGGUGGACAGGAAUGUGAAUGUGUGUGUAGCUAAUGUGUGUGUAUCUCUUUCUCUUUUGCGGCGUCACCUUGAGUGCGUAUAAGUCGCCGGCAGGUCUGUGCCGAGGAGGCUGUGGUCAGGGGGCAGCCGCAUGUGCACCCAGGAGCCGAGUGCAGGGGGGCAGGCCUCCAUGCGACGCGGCCCACCCGGCCGCAGCAAGGACUCGACCGACAUCCUGCCUGCCACACCACACCACACCACACACGCCCCGCCAUCUCAUCAGCAACACAACAUCAUCGCCUAGUCGUUCUUUCUCCCUCCCUCCCUCCCUCCCUCCCUCACCCUCUUUCUUUACCUGAUGUCUGCCGGCCUUGUGCGAGCUGUUCGUACCCCAGGACGGCUGUGAGGGUCAAGGCCAGCUCGACGUGAUGUGGCGAGGUGGGGUUGGGGGAGGGCACCUCGGCCGCAUGAAUGGCCAAAGACUUGAACGGCGACUCGGCCAACAGCAAGGGGUCGAGGAGCGACGCUAAACCGCUCUGCAGCACACCACACCACCCCACACCACACCACCAUAGCAGACAGAUGCCGCCGGCCGGUCUCUCUGUGUGUGUCAUUCAAUUGUGUCACCCACCUGUCCUCUGCACGGGAGCAGUUUGAGCCAUGGUGUGAGGUUCUCGGUGCACAGCGGCUCUAUCGGCAUCGAAGCGUACCGCACCUCGUGAGUGUCACUGCCGCUGCUGCCGGGCAUCUGAGUGCGAGUGUGUGCCCCCAUCACCGCUGCACUCGGUAGCGGCCAUCCGUGUGGCAGGGGGGUCGUGUGCCUGCUGACGUCCUCUACCGCCCCGAAUGUCGCACAGAGAAGCCCUCCCAAAGCGUGAACCAGAUGACGCCAACCCCUGCACACACACACACAUCCCCGCACACACAUGGGUACCGGACAGCACAGCUCAUUCAGGUGCUGCAGCACCCAUUCCUUGACCUGUGCAAGUGUGCCUUCUCCAUGUUGGCGACGAGCAGGCCGCCGGGCGGCGUCACCUCCACCGGCGGGUCGCCCCACUGGUGGUGCUUCCAUCGGCCCUGGGUGAGCGAGGCCGUGAACCCUGCCGUCGGGAUGUGCGUGAAGAUCCGGCCGAUGCUCUUGGGAAAGAUGUCAUAUAAACCAUCUGCAGAUCAGAAGCAGAGAGAAAUGCAGCCAUUCAGGGGAGAUGGUCUGUUCGCAUGGUGUGUGUGUGUGUGUUCUUGCCCUUUUGGAUGGAUCCCGUGAGGCGAAAGUCGAAGUGCGCGAGCAGCUUGCUGUCGCUGAGGAACUGCACAAGCACGUGCUCCGAGAACAGAUCCCCCGAUGCCGCAGCUGCAGCAGCCGCCCCUACUACCAAAUCCACCAAUGCCCAGGCCACCAGAAUCAUCACGCCUCUCAGCAGUACUUCAACAACGCCCGUCAAUGCCUUCCGCGCCCUCAUCUCGGCAGAUGCCGCUGACCAACUUGCUUCUACUUCAUCAGUGUCUGUCACAGAAUGCACGAAAAGCCGU